AUGUCGACCAACGAAACUUCAACCGGCCAGUCCUACCUGGACAAGGCUGUAGGCGCCGUUCAGAGCGGUAUUGGGUCGCUGACUGGUAACACUGCGGACAAGACCCAAGGCGAAGCCCGCAAAGACCUCGCAGACUCAAAACACAACCUCUCGCACACAGCUGCAAAAGCCGGCCCCUUCACCGCCACCCCCGAAGGCGGCAUCGCCCAAGACUCACCCGACCGCACCAGCGGCGCCUGGAACCAAAACGUCGGCGCCGCCAAAGAAGCGCUUGGCGGGUUCCUCGGCGCAGAGGGGCUCAAGCAAGAAGGCAUUCGCCAGAAUAAAGAGGGCAAAGGACAGGAAGCUGCAGGUCAGGUUAAUGAUCUCGGAAAGGGAAUUGGGGAUCGUGUGGGGGGCAAUAUUGGGGCUGCGGUUGCGGGAUUGACGGGGAAUGAGGCGCAGAAGGAGGAGGCGAGACGGCAGCACGAUGAGGGCAAGGCGAGGCAGAGAGGGGUCGAGGCGGAUUUGCAGAAGCAGGCCGAGGCGGAGCGGGCGUGA
Messenger RNA from Bipolaris oryzae ATCC 44560, 540 nucleotides. RefSeq lists its product as uncharacterized. Lineage: Eukaryota; Fungi; Ascomycota; Dothideomycetes; Pleosporales; Pleosporaceae. The record is from RefSeq and is a predicted model, not a curated record. The transcript has 2 exons. Bases 1 to 540 code for a protein of 179 amino acids.